Messenger RNA from Durusdinium trenchii, 1788 nucleotides. NCBI's taxonomy places the organism in Eukaryota, Dinophyceae, Suessiales, Symbiodiniaceae. The record is from the annotation of a GenBank genome assembly.
GAUUACGCAAUCUGGUUCCUUCACACGUGAUGAGCGCCAUGUUAUUUCCUGGAUGGGACGUCCGAUUCCUGCUGUUGGGGCUGGGAGCGACUUGCAUGCUGCAGGGCUGUGGCAGCAAUGGAGGUGACAUGGCCCCUGAUAUAAUCAAGGGAGGGGAGGACAUCAUGUCUCAAAAAGCGCAUGGUACUUGUGUCGCGGCCCCCAAGCAGCCACUGCGCUGGAAUGCUGAUUAUGAAACAGCAGACAGAAUUAGCUGUUUCAACCGGCACUAUGCAGAGUUCGCAGGCUCUUGGGAAAGUACCGGCCUACCAGCAGACAUUGCCAGUCAGGAGCCUGGAUCGGCUAUCACUUUCUAUGACGUUGUGACUGGUAAGCCGCUCUUUGUGGCUCCGAAGGGAAGAAGCUGGGAAGACUUCAACCAGGAAUCUCAAAGCCAUGGCUGGCCCUCUUUCCGUGACGAGGAAGUGAUAACUGACUACGUUCGAGUUCUCCCAGACGGAGAGGCUGUGAGUGUCGAUGGCACUCACCUUGGCCACAACCUUCCCGACAAUAAAGGAAACCGAAAAUGCAUGCUGCUCAAUGCAAUCAACGCGCUGUUGUCGGCAGCUGCAGGCGGCGACCGCAGCAGGGCGGGGCGGCAGCAGAAGAAAAGAACGUGAAAUCAAUCCAGGAGUGAAAAUGUAUUCACUGAAUCAAUUUCUGGAAAAUUGAUUCGGUUGAAUUAGAAUGCGUCGGCGUACGUGGAUCGGAUGAAACCUAGAAAGAUGCGGAAAACCACACUUGAACCUUGAAAGCACUGCUGAAAACAAAUGAUCCGUGAGCCCGGUGGCGUCAAAACUCCGUAGCUCGGCAGCAUUGGGGUCAGAAGAUUCAUGGGUGAAACGAUUCAAUCCAAGAUCAUAUUCCAGAGCUCAAAAACGCAAAGUCAGUAUGUGAUUCCCAAUGAUCUCAGCGCUCCCUUGCGGGAGAUCACACACUGCACCCAGUGGGACGACAGAGCGGCGCACACUUAGUCAUAGGGUUUGCAGUUAACUCAGUUCCACGUCAAAAAGAUGAGGGAACGGAAUGGCGCAAGAUCAGCUCAACCGAAAUGUUUAACAAUGUUGACUCGUGACUGCGGAAGGCUGCGGUGGCUCAGCUGCAAACGCGGCAGGAAAAAGGUUUAUGGGGAGUAUCAUGAAAAGAUCAUGAAUCAAAACGAGGAGAGUGGUGUCACAGCGUGUGGAAAAGUUCAGCAGGUACACAUUCAGGCGUCCCUGAAUGCUUCCACCAGUCUUCCGUAGCUUCGUUGGGCAACGUAGGAAGACUGGCCGUUGCCUCCUGCUUAUGACAUUGUGGAUGGUGGGACACACACACAAGAACUGUAGGCUAGAGGACAAAGAUUGAAAUGUUUCGUUUUUAACUCCAUGUGAACUAAACCCAAGGUUCCAUGAGCCUCGGUUACUGUUGCUGCUGCUGCUGCUGCUGCGUCGUGUAGCACUUUAGGCUACUGCAUCAACCUCGUCUCGGUGGCGGCUAUGCCUCCUGAGUGAGUUUCAGUGCAAAGGUAAAGGAUUGUAGUCUCUUGAUAUUCGUGUUGCUAGCUUUUUGGAUCUGUGGGGUUCAGAACCGGUAGUUGUGGAAGUAGCAACACCGCACAAACACGAGGGUCUGGAAAGCUGUUGACAUGGUUGACACUCCAAUUUCUAACUCAGUGCCAUCCGCAUUCCCAAAGGGAGUGCGAAUCAUUCCUGUUCGGAACUUGACAAGAAAGUGGCAAGAUGAGGCUCAACUAAGAUUCGCUGCCAC